Colias croceus (clouded yellow) is the source of this 2038-nucleotide messenger RNA. RefSeq lists its product as uncharacterized. Gene Ontology annotation, molecular function: zinc ion binding; nucleic acid binding. The transcript is spliced from 4 exons. The record is from RefSeq and is a predicted model, not a curated record. Lineage: Eukaryota; Metazoa; Arthropoda; Insecta; Lepidoptera; Pieridae. The coding region runs from base 62 to 1624 and encodes 520 amino acids.
AACAACUACCCUCAUUAAUUUUGUCCCAUGUACGUUUUUCUUCUAUUCUCAAGACCAUAAGAUGAAAAAUUACUAUAAAAAUUUCGUCCUUUGUGGAGAAAUAGAUUAUCAUUGCUUACUUUGUCAAGAAUCAUUUAAAAAUUUAGAAAGUGUUGAUAAACAUCUCAAAUGGGAGAAACAUCGAAAAGCAUUAAAAACUCAAGAAUACGCUUUUCGUUCGGAAUUCAUUUAUAAAGUUAGAAAUGACUAUUACUGUGAAGUUUGCAACGAACUUUCAAUCAACGUCUCAAAGCACAAAGAAAAAGAAUCUCACAAAAAUAACAAGACAAAUCCAGAAGGAGCUAUUAAGAAGAAACCUUUGGGUAUAACAAGAAUUGGGGAUGACACGAUUUCUAUUGAAAAUUUGAAAGUUAACCUUCUACAGUGGCAUGGCAUUAAAAAUGAUUAUUGCACACUGUGCAAAAGAACAGUUCGUAAUGUGUCCAUACACAUCACUUUGAAUGUUCAUAUAAUUAAUCUGAUCGGGUGUGAAACGAAAGCUUUUCAGGAGCAUUACUACAGACAGAUAUGUGACAAUAAAUUAUAUUGUUUCUUAUGCUGCCAAACAUUUCCUGACACGUCGUUGGAGACACACUGGACUCAACAAUGUGACGUCACAUUUAAAGCCCAAGUCGUAUUGAACGAAACCGAUCGCAAAUUGAUAAAAGGCGAUCCAGAACUAGAAAACGCCCUAUUUGCAAUUCAAAAAUUAUUCUUUGAUAUUGAUACUGCUAAGAAUAAAGCAGAAUGCUUACAGUGUAAAGAAACAGUGAGAGCAUCUCUUGAAGCUAUGCUCAAACAUAGAAACAAGCAUACAUCCAAUGAAACCGAUGAUUCAGAUAGUAGUAAAGAAUCAUAUGAAGUAAAAUUUUGCGAAGUCGUCGACCAUGGGAAGAGAAGGCAUGAACUCGCAGUGUUUGGGAAAUCGAAUUACAUAACCUUGAAUCGGGGGGGUAGUUGGUGUUAUUGUACAUUAUGCGAUGUUUACAUCUCAGCACACAUGAAACAAGCUAUUGAUCAUGUUCAAGGGUUGCGUCACAGAGCAUUCCUUGAAUAUAAAGGAGUUAGAAAGUCUAAACAUCAUGACGAACCUCCCCCAGUUAAAGUAAAAAUGGUGUCUUUCCUGUCGCACAUCUACAGAGUUGAACACAAUAGAACGUAUUACAUUAAAGAUCAUCUUCCUGUGGAUGAAUUAAGUUUCAUGCUUAUGAAAGAAAUAGGGAAGAAAGUCACGAAAGUAAAAUGUUUUGUUUGCGAAGUUACAAUAGAUAGGAAUGCUGCUACAGAGCAUUAUAAAACGAAAACCCAUAAGGAGAAAUUGCUGGCGAGUCAUGUAUUUCCAUCCGAAGAUGGAAUGGAGUUCGUUCGACUGAUCCGUCCAGACCUAUAUCACUGUGGCAUAUGCAACAGGGCUCUAGCAUUUUGGGAAUCAGUUAGAAGCCACGUUAGAACCUUGCCGCAUACGUUCAAUAAGAGCCAGAAGGUUCUCCAUUGUGAUGAAGCCCGUCAGAUGCGACAGAAAUAUGGAGUUCGGAGUAAACAUGAAAACAUUAAUUUUCAAAUGAAGAGGCUGGGUUUAUCGUAAAGUGUAAGAUCUUUUGAAGCAAGGAGUGGGUUGCUAUUUUUAAGUUUAUUUAUUUUUUUUGUUCUUUAGUCUAUCGUAGAUUAUGCAGCAUAAUAAUGUUGCGAUACGAACACGUUUUUGCAAAAAUAUGUUUAUGACCGUUUAUAGAUUGUUGUUUCCAUACUUAGUUAGAAUUUACUUCAUUUUUUCCUAAAGUGAAUUACUUACACUUUAGUAAAAUCUAAGCCACCAAUCAAUUGUUUCCUAUUUUAUUUUAGAUAGGGAAUGUACAGAUAUUAAUAUCUUUGAAUGAUUGGAUAUAGCUUAAAGAACUGUUUCACCUUAUAAAUUUGUGGGUAAUUUAAAUUAAACAUGAUUUUUGUCAUGAUCAUUGGUGGUUUACUAUAAAAGUUGAUUAAUAAAAAAAAAUCAAAA